AUGGUUGAUACUGGGGCAAUCGUUAUCCCGAUUGUUAUUAUCGCACCCAUUGACUCCGAGUCCUGCUCCGAGUUCGUUGUUCCCAAUCACAUCCGUCGCGCGACUCGCUUGAUACAUACCGUUUCCCCUUCAAUUCGGUCUAAGGCCGGAUUUCAAUUGACACCUACGUCUCCCCUCCACCGUGGCUUCCACCCUCUAUCGGGCCGUGAGUUCCCUUACGACUUGUCCGCCGAGAAUCCUUCCGCCCGUCACGCGUCCAACGGAUCCAUACCGUUUUCUACGACACUACCGGAUAUCAAGAGCGUGACCAAAUUCGGCUCAGGCGAGAGCGACGGAUAUCCAGGCUCUUCUGUUAGCACAUCGCUUCCUGGACUCGCAGCUCUGGCAUCGGUCGCUUCAGCACCUACAUCUAAUCUUCGGUGUGUUGAUACCCCAUACAGAUUCUAA
Messenger RNA from Penicillium verrucosum, 447 nucleotides. RefSeq names its product transcriptional regulator family: GATA type zinc finger. Bases 1 to 447 code for a protein of 148 amino acids. The transcript is spliced from 3 exons. The record is from RefSeq and is a predicted model, not a curated record. NCBI's taxonomy places the organism in Eukaryota, Fungi, Ascomycota, Eurotiomycetes, Eurotiales, Aspergillaceae.